Messenger RNA from Beta vulgaris subsp. vulgaris (sugar beet), 919 nucleotides. Its product is annotated as transcription initiation factor TFIID subunit 11. NCBI's taxonomy places the organism in Eukaryota, Viridiplantae, Streptophyta, Magnoliopsida, Caryophyllales, Amaranthaceae. Gene Ontology annotation, cellular component: transcription factor TFIID complex; nucleus. The record is from RefSeq and is a predicted model, not a curated record. Bases 147 to 791 code for a protein of 214 amino acids. Gene Ontology annotation, molecular function: transcription coactivator activity; protein heterodimerization activity. The transcript has 5 exons. Gene Ontology annotation, biological process: RNA polymerase II preinitiation complex assembly; transcription initiation at RNA polymerase II promoter.
AAACGCUCACGGUGACGGUGCCCAACUCAUAAGCAAAUUCAAUUCCUUUAGAACCUCUCGAACCUCUCGAACCUCUCAUACGCAAAUUCGUCAGUCAUACGCAAAUUCCAAAGCUCGAAUUGCAGAAGCUCGUUCCAGAGCAUACAAUGAAGCAGUCACAAGAUCCGUUUGAAGCAGCAUUUGUAGAGCAAGAGGAAUCGCCACCGGAGUCUCCAGUUGCAGCUAACGAUGUCGAAAAUCGAAAUGCUGAUGCGUCUGUAAACGACACUAAUCAACCUGAGGACGAGAUGGGUCUUGAUGUUGUAGCUCAUCCUAAUGUAGUGUCAACUUCAGCUGCUCCUCUUACUUCUGCUAGGACCACUCAGCUCAAUAACAAGAAUAAAGAUGAAGACGACGAAGAGGAGGAAGAUAACAUGGAUGUUGAGCUUGGGAAGUUGUCAUCUAGUGGUGAUCCUGAUAAAAUGGCCAUUAUGCAGACCAUCUUAUCUCAGUUUACGGAGGAACAAAUGAGCAGAUAUGAAUCUUUUCGGAGGUCUGGUUUCCAGAAAUCCAACAUGAAAAGGUUACUAGUAAGCCUUACAGGCAGUCAGAAGAUAUCUAUACCUAUGACCAUUGUGGUGUCUGGAAUCGCAAAAAUGUUUGUGGGGGAGCUUAUUGAGACAGCCAAAUUAGUUAUGGCCGAAAGAAAGGACUCUGGACCUAUCAGACCAUGCCACAUAAGAGAAUCGUAUAGAAGGCUGAAGCUUGAAGGCAAAGUACCCAAGAAAUCAGUUUCGAGGCUCUUCCGCUGAUUAGUGUUUUCCCUGUGGCAACCGUGUAAAUCCUUGUGUUAAUUUCCAUCAUUGAUUCAUGAUUAUAUUUCUCCUGUAGUUGAAAUUUUUUAUUUUUAGAUAUAUGAUGAAGGUUGAAUCCUAAUGCA